UGUAUUGUGGAGCGAUGUCUAAUGCCGAAUGAUCACGGGGUUUUCCGCAAACGAAACCACAGGGAUCGCCAAAUAAAAGCUCCCCAAAGCUGGAGGCAUUUCUUACAACCAGUGAGCAGGGGCAAAUCUGCAGCCAAAGACCACACAAGGUGAAAAUCGAGUCGGAGGAAAUCAACAAUAAUGUAUUCAAAGUUUCUGCAGGUUGAAUGGGUUGUGUGUCUUGUGUUGCUAUCGGAGGCCGUCCUAUCCAUUGGAGCCUGGAAGUUGUGCGCUGAACCCUCAGAGAAGCACCUGUCGAAGAGGCUGGCCCAUUUGGAGUCCAGUGAGUUGGGCUCCAGUGCGAGGCAGUUCAUUCCUGGCAAAGAAUUCAAUGCCUCCCACAGUUUCACCUCUGUGGUUGGAGAACGGAGCACUUCACCAUGGUCUUACAGAAUUAAUGAGGACAAAGCACGUUACCCAAGGAAGCUGAUGGAAGCAUACUGUCUCCACAAGGGCUGCAUCGGAACCAAUGGGAAAAUUGAUAACACUGUAUUGAGCAUGCCAUAUCACACAACCGUCGUAGUGCUGAGAAGGAAAUCAAACUGCAAACACAAGACCUUUGUCUACAAAAAGGCCAUGGAAAAGAUUGCGUUGUUCUGCAUUUGUGUGAUGCCCACAGGGGACAAGUCUUAGACGGAACAUCCAAGAUCCCAGUAGAAAGAAUGUAGCCCUCUUUGUAAGAUUCAUGGAAACCCAUUUCUGUAGGCCAGGGAUAAAAAUGUGAAAUAUUUUAAUUGUUUUCUAAAGCCCCACUUUGCUUAUCCAUUCCUCACUAAUGGGAGGGUGAGUUGAAUUUAAAAUGAUGGACCCCCCACCCCUUCUACUAGAACACAUUGACAUUUCACCAACCCAAGGUUGGAUACGGCUGAGGAUUUUAUCCUCCUCUCUGUUGUCAGGAUUGCACAGUGAACACCUUGUCGAAAUGCCUGAAGAGACAAACGCUCAAAGAUUCUAUUGCUCAGCCCCAUGUGUUCUCUGCAAUAGAAUUUUAUCUGGAAGCCUGUUGCUUUAUACUUCAUAAUAAACAGAGAUUGCUAAGUUGUUUCUGGGCCCCACGCGGGUAUGAACGCAGAGGUCUCCAGAUAUGCAGUGCGUGUUCAGAAGCCUCUUCCAGGAAAGUCAGUCCUUUAAAACAAACAGGAGGCCUGUCAAGGCAACACUUAAAGGGCACCUGUCCAUGCACUAUACUUGCCCAUGGAGUCUUGUGCCUGGAAAAGACUGCGGUUAGGUGCCCUUUAAGAACCCGCACCUUACUCCAGGCCGCCUUUGGUCCCUUUAUGUUGUACCCUGACUCACUUGGAAACCUGAAGCCCUCGCCCUCCCACAGCGUUUCCCUCAAGUGAUUUAAGCCAUCUUGGUCCUCGUGGCUCUGGUUAUGGUUUAACCCCAUGCUCGGAUCACUCUUCAAUGUGAAUGUCCCCUGCCAUUCGUGACCCUACCUAAUUUCCGCUCUUUGUGAUGGUGUGAUGGCCAGAGGAAAGUGUGUAAGGCCCAUCCUGUUGCACGUGACAUCUGGGACCUCAUGCACAACAGAAUCCUGCAGCAAUGAGCUCCCACAUUAAAACCGGCGCUGGCACAGCCAGAAAGAAUUCUUUCACCAAUUGCUCUUCACCUGGCCAAUUAUUGAAUGUGGUCCUGUUGAAAGUUCCUUUCACAGCAGUAGCUGGUGUAGCAACAACAACUUUCAUUUUUAUAGGGCCUUUCAUUGCAAAACAUCCUGAAGUCCUUUACAGGAGCACCAAACCAAGAUAUCAGGGCAGGCAAGCAAAAACUUGAGGAGAGAGGGGAAGAGAGCCUCAGGGAGGAAAUUCCAGAUCGUAAGGGCUGGUUGAAGAAGACGUGGCUACCAGUAGUAAAAUAAUUAUCUUCAGGCUUGUACAAGAAGCCAGAGGUAGAGGAGCUCACAUUUGGAGGGCUUCAGAGUUGAAACAAGUUGACCACACUUUGUUUUAGAGCAUCCCUUCGAUAGGAGUUGUAAUUGAAAUCCAGUCAAACGCUAGGAGUUCCAUGUUGGGUUUAGAUCUGAGUUUGAUGACUGAUCUGUGCUAGGCUAAGCAAUCGCCCUCAACAUGAUGCAGAGGAGAUUUACAAGGACAUUGCCAGGACUGGAAAAUUUUUAGCAAUGAUGAAAAAUUGGUUAUGUUGGCUUUGUUUACUUUGAAAGGAAGGAGGUUAAUGGGACACUUGAGGUGUAAAGGGGGCAUAGAUAAAUGGGAAGGAUCUAUUUUUGGGGUAAAAUCCGGAGGGGGGGAGGGAAAGAUUUAAAGUAAUCAGCAAUGGAUCAGAGAGAAGUUGAGGUAAAAUGACUUCACUCAAUGAGUGGUGGGGAUUGGGAACUCACUGCUUGAAAGGACGAUGGAGCCAGUAACUAUCAUGAAAGUAGCUGACCAUGUACUUGAAGAUCGGUGACCUGCAGGGCUAUGGACCAAAUUCUGGAAGGUGGGAUUAGGCAGGGUUGCUGUUUCUUGACCAGUGUAAAUACAAUAGACCAAACAGUCUUCUUCUGUGUCAUAAGUUUCCUCUGAUUUAAGAUGGAGACUGCACAAGGUUGGUUGGGUUGGAUUCUAAUGGCCGUGGAGUGUGCAGGGCCAAAGUUUCCUACUUGGCGGAGUAGCUCUGCAGAUCAUUGCAGGGUGGACCUAUUAGUGGACAAGCAGAGGUUCCCCUCCUGUGCCCAAAACCAUCCAUCUUUAAUCAGCCAGAUGUUGCAUGGCCCUUGGUACAAUUUGGGAUCCAGCCAGGCAUGAACUUGUGUGCAUUUCUUGAAUUCCUGUCUGGUGGCCCCUUAAUUGCCAGAAUUAGGAGAGAAAUUUGACCUUACCUGCUGCAAAUUGGACUGGAGCUGCGAGGGAUGUAAAUACUUAAAAGACAGAGAGUAAUGAUUUCCCCACUCCCUAAAUAUUUGAUGUCAAGAAGAUUUGAUGCAUUUCCAAGCUUGUGGUUUCAGAUUAUGCAUGUGACUGUUUGCUUGUCGGCAAGAUCAGACCCAACUCCUUAUGGCACUAUUAAAUCGGCACUGUAAUUAUGCUUGGUCAUGUGAAAACAGAAAGUACAGUGGGGUAAUCAGCUUAUGGUCUUUGCUUCCGCUAGACUGAACUGCCAGUGAACUGACCUAACUUAAAAGUUAAUGCCCAGUCCAUUUGCCUUCACUGCAGUUUUGGCAGAAGAUUGAUGGUAAACUCAUACGGAUCUCCACAGAAACUUGGAACCAGUUCCAACUCAACCCACCCAAUGUGAAACCAACCAGCUGAUCAAGUGCAGUGCCUGUUUUAAAUCCUCCCUGAUCUUACUCCCCAUUGAAGUUAACUGAGAGAAUUAUUGAGGUGAAGCCACUGUCCCACCAAGCCCUGAAGGAAUUUCACCUGGGUGAAUUAGGUUAAAGUUACCACCUGGCCCCCUCCCUACACCCAAAAUAUAAAGUCAUUGCUGCCAGGAUCAUGCUGAAGUUAGUAGAACCACUUUGGGAAAAUUUACUCCAAUCUCUUCAAGAUGUGAAUAAGAUCCCACUGAAUGUUCAAUUGGAUAACUAGUUGUUCUCCACAUAUCCUCUUAUUAGCUGUACUGGGGAACCAAAUACACUAACCCUCAGAUAUCUGAGCACAAUCUGUGCAAAGAAUGAUUUUUUUUUAUUCUUAGUUUCUUUGUACAUGAACUGUUGUAACUUUGUCUCUGUAGUUAUUAAAACAAGUGAGCCAAGGUUAUGACUAAGCGAUGAUUGGACUGACAUUUCCUGGUAUAUCCUGUUUAAAGGACUUCUUGCAGCCUGGUAUUAAAUCAUUAUUUGUCCAGAAUGUCAUUGGAGGAUUUAAGAAUGCUGCCUAGUUCCAAUCUCUGUACAACAUUAUCAACCAUCCAUAGGGCAUUUAUUUUAGUAAUGCUUUUGACCAACAUGUUGUGAUGAAAAAUCUGCUACUAUUACAAUAAUAAAGCCUGAGAUGACUGCCAUAGUUCUGUGGAAUUUUUAAAGAUUCUUAUUAUGGUAAAAGGAAGCCUUUAAGUCUUUAACUAAAUUGUGUGAUGAACUUCAAAAUAAAAAUGUGGCUCAGUUGCGGACAAGA
Pristis pectinata (smalltooth sawfish) is the source of this 4097-nucleotide messenger RNA. RefSeq names its product interleukin-17D-like. Gene Ontology annotation, molecular function: cytokine activity. The coding region runs from base 181 to 672 and encodes 163 amino acids. Gene Ontology annotation, biological process: inflammatory response. Lineage: Eukaryota; Metazoa; Chordata; Chondrichthyes; Rhinopristiformes; Pristidae. The transcript is spliced from 3 exons. Gene Ontology annotation, cellular component: extracellular region. The record is from RefSeq and is a predicted model, not a curated record.